Enterobius vermicularis (human pinworm) is the source of this 594-nucleotide messenger RNA. The record is from the annotation of a GenBank genome assembly. Lineage: Eukaryota; Metazoa; Nematoda; Chromadorea; Rhabditida; Oxyuridae.
AUGGAAGAUAGAAUCCAGUUGGAAAGAAGAGGUCUCGAACCUAACGAGGUUGAACAUCUAAACCUGGACAAUAUAAAGGCAAAAAGAAUCACUGGUUUGUCGGACGAGUAUAAAGCUCUCAAAACUCUUUCCAUGAUAAAUGUUGGGCUGACUUCACUAGAGGGGUUGCCGAACCUGCCAGCUUUGAAACACUUAGAUCUGUCAGAUAACAAAAUUUCGAAAGAUUUAGAAAGGCUUGAGAACUGCCCAUCCUUAACUCAUUUGAACCUCGCAGGAAAUAACAUUAUCGAAAUUGAGAGUCUGCGCCCACUGGCUAGCCUGCGUAACCUGGUAUCGCUAGACCUUUUCAACUGCGAAGUAGCUAAUGUUGAGAAGUACCGUGAGAGUGUUUUCAAGAUGUUACCCGCUCUUAAAUGGCUUGACGGAUACGACAAGAACGAUGUAGACGAGGAAGAACUUACUGACGACAAUAAUAGCUAUUCUGGUGGAGGAGAAAAUGAAGAGGACGAAGAAGAGGACGAUGCUAAACCUGGCCUGGCUUAUUUGGACAGUAGCGAAGUCCUUCAGGUGCAGCUUUUGCUACUCUCUAUUUAG